GAUUUUGCUCUGAAUGAUGAUACUGAGCUCCAAGAUUUGCAUAAUUGGAGAUUCCCGAAAUGUAUCAUGCUACACAGUCACAGGCAUUGCAUUACAAGCGUGUCGAGAUGCUGUUUGCAGCUGCAAUGCUGCUGUUUCCGUCGGUUCUGCUCGGUGGUGUUGCCGGCGAAGAUUUGCCGCUCUUCAAGGCAGCGAAUCUGGGCGGAUGGCUGGUGGUCGAAGGCUGGAUGACACCCUCGCUUUUUGACGCCAUUCCUAAUAACGAUCUUCUUGAUGGAACUCAAGUACAUAUAAAGUCUGUAAGGCUCAAUAAGUAUAUAUGUGCAGAAAAUGGUGGUGGUUCAGCCUUAAUGGCGAACCGGGACAUCCCUAAAACAUGGGAAACUUUCAGGUUAUGGAGAAUCAAUGCAACAACUUUCAAUUUUAGAGUUUCCAACAAAGACUUUGUCGGAUUUAGCACUCAAGGCCGAGGAGUUAAACUCGUUGCUCGUGAUGAUGAACCAGGCACAAAUGGAACCUUCAAUAUUAUAAGAAACAGUGAUGAUCCAUUGCGAGUACGAAUUCAAGCAUCAAAUGGCCUUUUUCUGCAGGCCGAGGCAGAAAGUGCCGUGACAGCAGAUUACUCCGGAAAUCUUGAUCAAUGGGAGGAUCAAGAUCCCUCAGUAUUUGAAAUGCAUAUUGUGAAGUCCUUACAGGGGGAGUAUCAGUUGACCAAUGGCUAUGGUUAUGAUGAAGCUUCAAAGAUAAUGAUGAAUCAUUGGAACACUUACAUUGUGGAAGACGAUUUCAGAUUUAUGAGGCAGAAUGGUCUCAAUGCUGUUAGAAUUCCAGUCGGUUGGUGGAUCAUGUACGAUCCUAUGCCACCACAGCCAUUUGUCCCCGGCUCUUUGCUAGCUUUAGAUAAUGCUUUCAAGUGGGCUCUCAACAACAAUAUGAAGGUCAUCUUGGAUCUCCAUGCAGCACCGGGAUCUCAAAAUGGUAAGCAUCACAGUGGAAGCAGAGAUGGAUUUAUCGAAUGGGGAGAUUCUAAAAUACUUGAAACAGUUGCAGUCAUAGACUUCUUGGCAAGAAGGUAUGGGGCACACCCAAGUCUCGGAGCUAUUGAAUUGAUGAAUGAGCCACUGGCUCCAGGUGUAACAUUGGACAGCUUGAGAGAGUAUUAUACAGCAGGUUAUGAAGCAGUCCGAGAAUAUAAUCCGACUGUUUAUGUGAUUCUGUCAAAUAGAUUGGGCGAAGCAGACAGUGCAGAGCUGCUUUCAUUUGCUGCAAGGCUCAAGUACUCAGUCAUAGACGUGCAUUACUACAAUCGGUAUUCAGACUAUUUUAAGGGUUUGAAUGGCCAGCAAAACGCUGAGUACGUCUACAAGAAAAGAUCAAAGCAGCUGCAGGAAAUCACUCGUAAAAAAGGUCCUCUGAUAUUUGUUGGGGAAUGGACAGCUGCUUUGUACAAUGACAAUGCUUCCAUGGAAGAUUACAAAAAAUUUGCCAAAGCUCAGCUGGAUGUGUUCGGAAAGGCUACAUUCGGGUGGGCUUAUUGGUCAUACAAGUGCGAUCAAAACUAUUGGAGCUUCAAGUGGAUGAUUGAGAACAACUACAUGAAGCUUGGAUGAUUCUGGGAUUAGGUAUUUCUAUGUUAAUAUAGCAUUUAUAUACGCGCAUGUUAUUAAAUGGAUCGAUCCAACAAUAAAUAUAUGAUACAGACAUAUCAUAUAUCAUCCUCUUUAUUUUUCACUUGUAUUUAUGUAUAUUUAAGUUCAGGUGUAUUCAACAUAUUUUACAGAUACGAGCAUGAAUAAAUAAAUCUUGUGAAUUUA
This is a messenger RNA of Andrographis paniculata, 1814 nucleotides long. RefSeq names its product probable glucan 1,3-beta-glucosidase A. The record is from RefSeq and is a predicted model, not a curated record. Gene Ontology annotation, molecular function: actin filament binding; hydrolase activity, hydrolyzing O-glycosyl compounds. The transcript has 8 exons. Lineage: Eukaryota; Viridiplantae; Streptophyta; Magnoliopsida; Lamiales; Acanthaceae. Bases 60 to 1610 code for a protein of 516 amino acids. Gene Ontology annotation, cellular component: actin cytoskeleton; cytoplasm. Gene Ontology annotation, biological process: establishment or maintenance of cell polarity; actin filament bundle assembly; cell migration.